Hepatospora eriocheir is the source of this 2949-nucleotide messenger RNA. The record is from the annotation of a GenBank genome assembly. NCBI's taxonomy places the organism in Eukaryota, Fungi, Microsporidia, Hepatosporidae.
AUGACAAAAACAAUAAAUAAGUUCAAAUUACGUGCUUAUAGAUUAAGACUAAAAGAGAUAGAAUUAAUAUUGAGGUUUUUAACAUUAUAUACAAUAAGGAUAAUAGACAUAUAUUUUCAUAACUUCUACAUAAAUAUAAUAACUAGUGUUGUUAGUAAUCCAUUACAAGCUGAUGUAGUAGAAAUUAAUGAAGAAUUAUAUGAACUUAAAUCAUAUAAAAAACAGGGAAAUAGAUUUUAUAAGAAUAUUGAUGAACACAUAAUAAUACUGAACCAUAAAGGAGUACGAUAUAUUUAUGAUAACAAGAAAUUUAAAACACCCGAGAUUGAAUAUGUUGAUUUAUUAAAAAAUAAAGAUUAUAAAUUAGAAAAUGAAUAUUUAGAGGCAAGAAGAUUUCUAUUUGGAGAUAACGUAUCAAAAACACAGAGGGUGACAUAUUUUGAUGUAGUUGAAGAAGUAUUUUUAAGUGUUGAAACACUUUGGUAUGUAAUUGCAAUAUUUAUUUGGUAUAAAUCAGGCUAUGGAAUAUAUGCAUCAGUAUCAGCAGUUCUUCAUACAUGUUCAAUGAUAAUAGAUAUCUAUCAAGGUAUUAAAAAUAUACCAAAAUACAAGGAUGAGGAACUAGAGGAUAUAGAAGUCUAUAGAAAUGGAAGUUUUAUUACCAGUAGAGCAGAUAAAGUGUAUCCAAAUGACAUAGUAAAGAUAAAGCCCACUAAAUCAUUAUUUGCGGACAUAAGAAUUAUACAUGGAAGCAUACUGAUGUCAGAGGCACACUUGACAGGGGAAAGCAUUCAGAUUAUGAGGUUUCCAGAUGAAAGUGUACAUGCAGGAAGUGAAAUAGUUAAUUCAUGUUCUAAAGAUAAAAGGGCGUAUUCAUUACUUGAGAAUGAAUGUUAUUCAAUUGGAGUAGUAACACACACCGGUAGUAUGACAAUUCAAAAUCAACUUCUUUAUUAUAUAACUUCUAAAGGGACAGUUGAUAAUUCAUUUAAAAAUUCAGUAAUUAAUGUUUAUAAGAAAAUGCUUAUUAUAGGAUUAAUUCUUUGUGUUUGUAGUUUUGUGAGGAUGUUAAAUUUAAAGUUUUCUUUUAGCGUUGCCUUUUAUGAGAGUUUAGACUUAUUUAUUAAUUUAUUAAAUCCUUCUAUGCUUAAUUCAAUUUCUGCUAACACAUCACUCUUUAAGAAAAAGUGUAAUGAUUUUAAUAUUAUAGUUAGAGAGAGUGAUAUGAUUAAACAGGCUGGAUUAUGUAAUACAGUUGUUUUUGAUAAAACGGGUGUUCUUACCUACAAUAAACCAGAGUUCUAUGCUUUUGUUAAUAGGGCAGGAGAGAUAACUUUUACUCCACUAGAAUGUGAAGAUCUUGUUGAGAUGUGCUUUCUUUGUUGUCACACCCUACAGAGUCUUAAUGAAGGAGAUGAGAUUGAUCAGGCCAUGUUUAGUGUAACAGGGGCUAAAAUUAUUAAUGAAGGUCCUAAUAGGAGUAUAAUGACUUCAUCUGGUAAACAUCUUCUGAUUAAUAAGAGUUAUCCAUUUAAUUCUUUUACAGCUAAACAGAGUUGUGUAGUUGAUUAUGAUGAUAGGGAGUUUAUUUUAUGUAAGGGUGGUCUCACUGCUGUUAUGGAAGAUGAUCUACCUGAGGAUAUUGAAGAAUUGUCUAAAAAGUAUGAAAGACUUGGUUUUAGAAUAUUAACCAUUUUAGGUGAUGAAAGAGAACCAACUUAUGAUAGAGAUUUAGAUGAGGUGGGUUUGGAAUUUUUAGGAUUUGCUUUAUUUACUGAUAAAAUUAGAGAGGAUACACAAGAUGUUGUAGGUGAGUUGUUGUCUUCAAAUAUUGGAAUUAAUAUUUGUACAGGAGACUCAUUAGAUGCAACUAUUUCUGUGGCAUCUGAAAUUAAUAUUUGUACGAGAGAAAACAUUCAAAUUAUUGAUGAAGAUAAUUAUCAAAUUCUUCUUAGUGAUUCUAAAGGUCUUUUUGCUAUUGAAGGAGACUCAUUAGAUGAAUUAAAACUUGAUUCAUUUUUACCUGAAAUUAUUAAACGUACUGUUAUAUUUGGAAGAUGUGAUCCUAAACAGAAACAAAUGGUUGUUAAUUUACUUAAAGAUAUGAAUAAGAAUAUUUUGUAUGUUGGUGAUGGUGACAAUGAUUUAGCUGCCAUGGCUGAUGCUAACGUUAGUUUAUCACUUACAAAGGAUACUAGAAUGGUUGUUUCAUCAUUUAUUUCUUCUGAAAUUAAGUCUGUUACUAACAUUCUUAAGAUUGGUAGAACAUCAUUAGCUUCAAUUUACUCUUGUUUUAACUUUUGUGUUUCUUCUACCUUUGUUUCUUGUGGUGCUAUCCUUUCUACAAUUUUUACUGGUACUUGUUAUUCAGAUGCUAUUAAUUUAUAUCUUGAUUUGUUUACAUUCUAUUUGUGUCCAUUUAUAUUAAGUAUUAAUGAUGUGGUUAGUAGAAUUGAUUCAGUUUCAUGUCAUUUUAAUUUUGAUAAAGCUACAUUGUUUUUGGGUCUUGAAUCAUUAUUUUAUUCUAUUAUUUUCUUUGUGAUUUCAUUUUAUACAAGAGAUUCUAGUAUUCCUCAAGCUAAUGAUACAACUAUAAAUCCAAAAGGUUGUAAUAUUUCUAUUAUAUUCCUUGGUAACUUUUAUCUCGGUAUAUACAGUUUAGCUUUUAAUAGUAAAAUUGGUAGUAUUGGAUUAUCUAUUUUCAAUUCUAGAAUUCCUUUAUUAGUUCUGAUUAUAUCAUCUUAUACAUUUAUUAUUUUAGUUUUACUUUACUGUUUUAGUAUUUCUUGGUUUAAUAGUUUAUUCUUUAAUGAGAAAUAUUCAACAAGUACAACUGAUAAGUGUGGAUUAUUUAUAAUGUUUAUUUCUUUUUUUAUUAUUCAUUUAACUAGAUACUGUUAUUCUAGAUUCAGUAAGAAUUACAAUAAGACGUUUAAUAAAUCCAUUUAA